Molecule: messenger RNA, 741 nt
Organism: Striga hermonthica
Lineage: Eukaryota; Viridiplantae; Streptophyta; Magnoliopsida; Lamiales; Orobanchaceae
Source: the annotation of a GenBank genome assembly
AUGGGCCUGGUGAUCCCAACCUGUACAGGCUCUUCGAUUUUUCAUCUUGAGGCUGGUCUGGUGGUUCCUGGGCCUUUCACAGGAGUGACGUGUGCGAACACUACCGGUUCAAUUCAUCCCACUCACCAAGUGCCCUUCCAUUGUAAACUCCAAAUUACAAGAGGCCCGGCCCAAAUAUACGGGCUUGCCCAAUGCAGGAGCGACGUGCCCAACAACGACUGCACUGCCUGCAUCCGCGAAGCGGCCCGGAUCGUCCGCGAUCCGGACCACUGCCCGACCCAGUCGGGCGCCCGCAUAUGGUACGACUUCUGCUUCCUUAGGUACAACACGAAUAGCUUCGCCGGCCAGCUCGACACGUCCGGGUGGAUUUUGUGGAAUGUGAACAACGUCACGGACCCAAGCGCGUUUAACGAGAACUUGGGGAACUUGAUGCGCAAUAUCAGCUCCGAGGCGGUGAGGCCUGGGCGUAGGGGGCUCGGGAAGGGGACACGCAGGCUAACGCCCCUCAGUACGCUCUACGGUCUGGUGCAGUGCACCAGGGACUUGUCCGGGCCGGCAUGCGCGCAGUGCCUGGCCACGGCUAUUUUUCCGGACGUGUGCGUGAAUAGGCAGGGUUGUCGGGUUUUGUUCGGAAGCUGUUAUGUUAGGUACGAGUUGUACCCGUUUUUCUUCCCGCUCGAGUCGGGCGGGUCGUCGGGUCGUGGGCCGGGUGGUUCGGUGAAGGUUAAGAAAGUCAAUUAG